AUGGCGGGGUCGCCGCUGCUCUGCGGGCCGCGGGCCGGGGGCGUCGGCCUUCUGGUGCUGCUGCUGUUGGGCCUUCUUCGGGCACCCUGUGCACUCUGCGCGCGCCCGAUAAAGGAGCCCCGCGGUCUGAGCGCAGCAUCGUCGUCCAUGGCUGAGACUGGCGCUGCCCGCCGCUUCCGGCGAGCAGUGCCCCGAGGAGAGGCGGCAGGUGCGGUGCAGGAGCUGGCGCGGGCGCUGGCGCACCUGCUGGAGGCUGAACGGCAGGAGCGGGCGCGAGCCGAGGCGCAGGAGGCCGAGGAUCAGCAGGCGCGAGUCUUGGCGCAGCUGCUGCGCGUCUGGGGCGCCCCCCGCUCCUCGGACCCGGCUCUCGGCCUGGACGACGAUCCCGACGCGCCCGCGGCGCAGCUCGCCCGCGCCCUGCUCCGCGCUCGCCUGGACCCCGCAGCCCUCGCAGCCCAGCUUGUUCCCGCGCCCGUGCCCGCGGCGGCGCUCCGACCCCGGCCCCCAGUCUACGACGACGGCCCCACGGGCCCGGAUGUGGAGGACGCCGGCGACGAGACGCCUGACGUGGAUCCUGAGCUUCUGAGGUACUUGCUAGGGCGGAUCCUCACCGGAAACGCGGACUCUGAGGCUGUGAGCGCUCCACGCCGCCUCCGCCGGGCCGCUGACCAGGAUCUGGGCCCUGAGGUGCCCCCUGAAGGCGUACUGGGGGCGCUGCUGCGCGUGAAACGCUUGGAGACUCCCGCAUCCCAGGCCCCAGCGCGUCGCCUCCUACCACCCUGAGUACCGCCUGCAUCCAGUGCGCCCUGGGACCCAGGAGCGCCCCGAUCACUCCUACACCCAGCCAGCUCCCCACCCGAUUACCCCAGCCAGCCCAACCAAGGUGGCUGCCCUCACAACCCCCAGAUCCCUGCCCCCUGACCCCACAAUAAACACCAUC
Lepus europaeus (European hare) is the source of this 940-nucleotide messenger RNA. It is a transcript of the gene PCSK1N, whose product is annotated as proprotein convertase subtilisin/kexin type 1 inhibitor. The record is from RefSeq and is a predicted model, not a curated record. The transcript is spliced from 3 exons. Gene Ontology annotation, biological process: negative regulation of endopeptidase activity. NCBI's taxonomy places the organism in Eukaryota, Metazoa, Chordata, Mammalia, Lagomorpha, Leporidae. Bases 1 to 783 code for a protein of 260 amino acids. Gene Ontology annotation, molecular function: endopeptidase inhibitor activity.